AUGAGUCAUGGAAAUCUAAGAUGGUCCGUUGCCGUGACGGAAAAGGACGUAGCUAGGGACGACGAGUCCAGAUUCCAGAAUCCAAUUUUGAGCGCGCUGGACUCCAAAUUGGGCGGGUUAUUAACUGAAGCCUCGUUCGAAGAGGACUUCGCCGGAAAAGUUGGACAGUCAACGGUUCUCCGAAUUGCAGCUGGAAUUGGAUCCAAGAGAGUCGCCUUGCUUGGCCUCAGAGCUUCUGCUUCUGGUCCGGCCGCCUUUAAAGGCCUUGGUGAGGCUGUUGCUGCAGCUGCUAAGUCCGCUCAGGCUGUCCACGUCGCUGUCGUUUUAGCUUCUUCUUCUCAAGGACUCUCUUCCCUUAACACUGCCUUUGCAAUCGCCACUGGGACCGUUCUGGGAACAUUUGAGGAUACCAGGUACAAGACGGAGUCGAAGAAAUCGUUCCUUAAAUCAGUUGACAUUAUUGGUCUCGGAACUGGGCCUGAAGUGGAGAAGAAACUUAAGUAUGCAGGAGACGUUUCUUCUGGAGUCCUUCUUGGAAGGGAGCUUGUAAAUUCUCCACCUAAUAUUCUCACACCAGAGAUUAAUGCUUUGAAACAAGCCCACAGUGAAGAGGUCUCUACAUUAAGGGACGAGUUUCAAGAUAAGAUUGAUAGAUUGCAAAAUGCUUUUAAGACCGUAAUACAACAAUGCAAUCCUCAAAUUAAUGUAGAGUCAAUUGAAGAUUUGUUAGGAUUAUCUCAUGGAGAUGCUAAUAGUUCCCCAAAGAAUAUAAGACCGCAAAUGCAUUCAUCUACAUCAACUCAUGCUCCAUGUCAUGGAAAGGACGAUAUAAAUGAUGAAAUUCAAGAGGACGACAUAAAUGAUAAAAUUCAAGAGGACGACCUAAAUGAUAAAAUUCAAGAGGACGACGUAGAUGACGAAUUUCAAGAGGACGACAUAGAUCUAGAUGAUGAAUUUCAAGAGGAGGAUAUAGAAGGUGGAUUUCAAGAGGACGACGUAGAUGAAGAAUUUAUGGAGGAUGACAUAUCUAACGAAUUUCAAGAGGACGAUCUAGAUGCUUUACUCCUAGAAGACAAACUUGAAUGA
Vicia faba (fava bean) is the source of this 1086-nucleotide messenger RNA. The record is from the annotation of a GenBank genome assembly. NCBI's taxonomy places the organism in Eukaryota, Viridiplantae, Streptophyta, Magnoliopsida, Fabales, Fabaceae.